AUGCGAUGCUCCCCAACGUCACCAGCUGCUUAUCUCCUUUACCUCUUCCAGGAACAAUCUUUCAACAGGGCCUCCGGGAGCCUGAAUGUCUUAAAUGCUGCUGAUUUCUGGUUCAGUGGCAGUUUGAAAUCCUACUGCCAGUGUCAAGCCAACAGGGCAUAUUACUUCAUCGCUUCUGAAGAACUGAAAAGAUUGCAGCCAACAAUCAAACAAGUUAGCGAUGGAAAAUAUGUAUUUGAAAACCACCAGAUUGCCAUGGAUAUGGAGGAUAAUAUUGAAAAAUAUCACCUCAAUCUUCAGCCAUUGGAAUCAAAAGUGAAAAUCAUCCAGAGAGCAUGGAGGGAAUAUCUCCAACGUCAGGAUCUGUCCCACCAGGAUCACCUGGAGAAGCGGAGUCCAUCUCCCCCUUCUGUCUCCUCCGAUAAGAUGAGCAGCUCUAUCAGCAUGAACACCUUUUCAGAUGGCAGCACACCUGUUCGCUGCAGCCUGCUCGCCCUCGCUGAGCUGCAUUUCUCUCCCCACCCAGCGUGA
This is a messenger RNA of Vombatus ursinus (common wombat), 531 nucleotides long. It is a transcript of the gene IQCJ, whose product is annotated as IQ motif containing J. Bases 1 to 531 code for a protein of 176 amino acids. NCBI's taxonomy places the organism in Eukaryota, Metazoa, Chordata, Mammalia, Diprotodontia, Vombatidae. The record is from RefSeq and is a predicted model, not a curated record. The transcript has 6 exons.